Molecule: messenger RNA, 1114 nt
Organism: Eurytemora carolleeae
Lineage: Eukaryota; Metazoa; Arthropoda; Copepoda; Calanoida; Temoridae
Exons: 4
Coding region: 79-1041 (320 amino acids)
Source: RefSeq, a predicted model, not a curated record
AUUCCUUUUUGAUCAACCAAUUAUAAUUAUUAUAUCAAAAAGAUUUAUUCACACACAAAGAUAUACACACAUAUAAAAAUGGUCAAUCCUUCAAGGUGUAUCAAUGUACUGAUGUACACUGGUGUUAUAGUGAUGUUUUUAUACAUUGGGAGUAUUUCUGUGAAAAAAUACAUCGAAAAAAAGACAUUAACUUUGAGCGAUGUCCAAGAAUCAGAGGAGUUGGAAUUCCCUUUGAUUUCAAUUUGCCCUGGUUAUACCUUUACAAAUACUGAAAUUGAUUUCUUGCAUGAAAUUCUAAGUAAAUCAACAAGAAGUUUUGCAAAGAAAUGGAUUCAGAAUCAUACUAGAAGCAGACAAGAUUUCAUCCAUUUUAUCAGCCAUAGACAUGAUCAGGAAUUGUUUAGAUGUAACAUUGUUAUGAAUUCUCGAGGGACUCUUGGCCGGCCUUGCGUCUUUCCAUUCUAUUACAAAGACUGUUUGAUGUCUAAUAAGUUUGACCCAACUCGAUCACACCAAUGUUCUUCCUUUGACAAACCACACAAAAGAACUCUUCACUACACCUGUACCACCACAGAUGAUACUAGGAGAUGGUGCGCCACUAGAGUUUAUCAAAACUUAUCAGAAAUCCCUGAACAUUGGGGUUUUUGUACAGAGGAUUGUAACGGGGAAAUUCCAGAAUGGGAGAAUUCAGGGAACUUAGCUCAUGAAUUGCAUGAAGACAAAUGGGAGGAAAGACUGUUUGAUUUAGAGCGCUGGGGAAAUGGAAGAUGUUUUACAUAUGAGUCCAACACCAAACAUAAAAAGGGUCCCAAUGGAAACUUCUAUGCAUAUUUUGCCAAUAAAUAUCCGACAAUUGAUACUUACAUAAUAUAUCUUCACUCUAAAGAGAAUUUUUGGCCAGCACUAGUGAUGAGUGUUACAGGGCAAUCCUCAGCUAUCAUUCUCAACCACUUAGAGCGUUUAACGGUAAAGUUUCACAAAGAGAUUGUUAAGAAAAUCCCUGAGUUUAAUUCAUGUAUUCCAGAUCAGGAAAGUUUUUAAUUCAUCAUGAAAAUAAAAUCUCUUUCGUAAAAAACAUUAAAUUAAGAAUACAUUGAUAUGCACAACAGCUUUA